AUGUCCAUCCGCGAGUACUGCACCAAGCUCAAACGCCUCGCUGACAAUCUGCGCGACAUCGACCACCCCGUCUCUGAGCCUAGCCAAGUUCUCAAUCUUCUUCGUGGUCUCCAUCCCAAAUACCGCCACGUAAAGCCGGUAAUCAAGUCCAAAUCCCCUCCCCAUACAUUCGCCAGCGCCUACUCGUACCUUCUCCUUGAAGAGGUCAGCGACGACCACGACUCCAAGAUGGAGGCCGGACUCGCGCUCGUCGCCGGCCACUCUAUUUCGUCUACCGGCGGCUCUUCCUCGACCGCCACUGGGUCCUCCACCGCUGCCUCAGGCUCUAGAUCUGAUGGACAACGUCCCAAGUCCAAGAACCUUCUACAGACACCUGUGCAUCGAUACCAUGAACAAUACAUAACUCUAUCUGAUUUUUUUAUUGUGGAUUUACAACAUUUUUGA
This is a messenger RNA of Panicum virgatum (switchgrass), 444 nucleotides long. RefSeq lists its product as uncharacterized. The record is from RefSeq and is a predicted model, not a curated record. Bases 1 to 444 code for a protein of 147 amino acids. Lineage: Eukaryota; Viridiplantae; Streptophyta; Magnoliopsida; Poales; Poaceae. The transcript has a single exon.